Molecule: messenger RNA, 4067 nt
Organism: Chara braunii
Lineage: Eukaryota; Viridiplantae; Streptophyta; Charophyceae; Charales; Characeae
Source: the annotation of a GenBank genome assembly
UGUAGUCUUCCCGCGCACCGGGGAUUGCACUCCCUGGCCGCCAUUUGCAUCUGUGGUUUGCUCUCCACCAUAGCGGAUGCUAAGCCAAAGGAGUCGAUCUCAAGGGCAAGGUGAGCCAGGGAGGUGCGCGCGGCCGUUUCAUUUUGGAUGCAGGGGUAGGAGAGCAGAGGGAGGCAGUUGGGGGCGCCGGAUACUCGACUGGAUUUACGCGAGAGCCGGGGGAAGAGGGGGUGGUAGAGGGGUAGCAGAACGACGCACCUUGCGGCUAUUGAAUUUGCACUAACGUGGCAGACAGCUUUCGAAGAGACCGACUGUCGAACUCGCUCUUGGUGGGAUAGUAUAUAUAUUUCGGUGGCGGGAAGGCUAUAUAUUGGCGGGAGUACUACAUCUCGGUGGCGGGAAGCUAUAUUUUGGCGGUAAGGGAGGGGGUACUGGCGGAAGAACGCUGGCUCUUGCGCUGUAUACACGUGGCUGAGAAAGACGAAAGGCAACGGAGAGCUACAGAGGCACUGUUCCACCUGCUGCGGCUGGAAGGAACGAGGUCGGGCCGUGGAGAAAAGGCAGGGCGGCGGACUGGAAGAGCAGAAGAUUGAACCCUGCCGAGGUGGGUGCGUGGUGGGCGGGAAGCCGCCGCCGAGCGUGUGACUGCUGGGGCCUGCAAUGGCGAAAUACUGCUAAUCUUUUCAUGAAUCCUUUUUUGUGGUCGGUUAGGGGUGGUAAGGAACACGGUAGCAGUUGUCCUGUUUAGAGAGUAGGAGGAGAGAGAGAGGAACCUAGGAGGAGUGAGGAAUUGGUUGGGAGUGUGUUGGGAUCGAGGCAGAAAAGGCAGGUGCUCUGGGUAGGGGAGCGAAGAGGGAAAGAAAGAAAGAAAGAAAGGACGUGGAUGUGCGGUAAUAUUAUUUAGGCCUGGACGCCAACAAGUAGGGGCUGUUGUUGCGCAUUUUUUUUUGGCCCGUCGCCAUGGGAAACAUGCAGUGGGAAGGAGGGACUGCCACGUCGACGGCCGGAUCCGUUAUGCUAGAUAACGUGUCGACCAUGGAGGCGCUUAAUGCUCAGCAUCAUCAUCACCACCCAGUUCUCAAGGCGCAAUCACCGGUAUCGAGCUGUAGUGUCGAAUCUCGAAUCGGUGGAGGAGGGCACGUGCUGCCGGUGGCAUUUCCGCAGCCGGCGGGACUCGUUAUCGACAGAGACAAGGCCGGGUCGGACUUUUCGGCCGCCGCGGAGAGCCAGCAGAGCGACGUCCUUCGUUCUCCGGCCUCGGUGCUGGACAGCAUUCCGGAAAUGAGUUGGCAGUCUGUACCUGGGCUCGAAGCCGGUCAGGUUCAGCAGCUUCAUUUCGUCGCCACCUCUGGGGUCCAGUGGAAACACCCCGAAGCUCCUCUUACCCUGAUCUUCACGUUGCAUUACGGGGGAGAGGUGGAGGCGGACGGGAAUUGCUUGUUCACAGCUUCGCAGAAGGCAAUGGGUGUGGAAGCCUCCGCAUCCGAAGUCCGAGAGCGCACGGUGCAGCGCUUCUUGCUGGAUUACGAGUCGGAUGAAAUCGAUAAGGACGCGGCGGACACUAUGAUCAGCCACUUGUACUCGCCGGAUCUGACGACCGGGUGGGGUGUGCACGUUGUGCAAGAUGUGAAGUUGCUGGCCAAGAAAUCGGAAAGGGAGGAGAUGGAUGAGGCGAUCGAGGAGCUGGUUUCCGUGGGCAUGACGAGGGACAGGGCGGCGGAGUCGGUGUACAAGGAGAGGUGCUUGUGUGUGAACGAAGGUUACAGCUGGGUGAAGUACAUGUCGGUGUCAGGCCAACCGACGGACGAGCACGACAUCAUCACUCUGCAGUACACGGAGGAAGGGUUGUUGAGUGUGGACGAGAACCGGCGAGGGAGAGCGGCAGCCUUUGGCGACGAUAUAGCCAUCGAGAGUCUGGCGACGGAGUACGAGAGGGAGAUCUUCGUCGUGCAAGCGCAUGGGUCGGAUGCCAUGAUGGAGGAGGCUUGCCUCUUCUUCUUGCCCCAUCGUCCAAGGAGGGUCAAGGGUAAGUUUCGGCAGCCGGUGUUUCUCCUAAUGAAAGGCACGGGCUGGUGUGGGGGCGGAGGAGACCACUAUGAACCGCUCAUUGCGCGUUUGCGACCGAAAGAGGAGGUGGUGGGCAAUGCACCCUUCGUGUUGUAAUCUGAACAUUAACCUUGUGAGGAUGGACGACGGAUGAAGAUGAAGAUGAAGAUGAAGCUGAAGAUGAAGAUGGGAGGAUUGAAGUUUGGCUCGCAAGGGAUGGGUCGAUUUAGGGAUAAAAUUCUUUGAUGAUUGUUUAAUUCAUUAUUAUGCAUGGGUAUGUAUGAUUCGUCUUUUUGUCAAGUCACGGACAGACACUGUCUUCUGCUGUGGAGUCAGAGGAUGCAACCAACUGCUGCAACCAAGUAUGUCAUUUCUUCCAGGGUGGAAUAAGGUACGGAGGGAGAAGGGAACGGGCCGUUUGUUGUUGUUGGGGCGUCGUUUCCUGCUCCAACUCUUCGGCUGGAGCACGCUCCCCCUCAACCCUUGUUUGUACGAAAAGUGCAGUUUUCUCAAACGUAGGCGUGUGUGCUGAUAAUAAGCAGCAGGGAAAGAGUGUCGUGUUAUGUUUCUGCCGCCAGUCUAAUGGCGGACGAGUUUUAAUAUGCACGAGUUCACGGAGAGCGAUUUUUUUUUUCUUUCCGGUUGUGCGCGGCCAUUGAACUGAGAGCGACAGCCAAAUAAGGGAGUAGAACGACAGGCGGAGUUGGACAUGUCGGUAUAGCACUAGGAGUUGCGGGAAGAGACUAACGGAGACUGAUAGACACAGACACUAAGAUAGAGGGUAGGGUAGGUAGAGACAGACAAACACGCGGGUGGAAAAAAGGAAGGGCAGAGAGAGAGAGAGAGAGAGAGAGAGAGAGAGAGAGAGAGAGAGAGAGAGAGAGAGAGAGAGAGAGAGAGAGGCGGCUAAAGAAGUUCCGUUGGAGCGUUGAAAAUGCACAUCAGGAGACACAGGGUAAGGAGUCCCACAAGCGGUGUACCUGCCUGUUGUAUGUGGGCGUAUGUCAAUCAAGGGAGAUCUAUAGAAAGGUGGAGGACGGUUGCUGGAUUUCGUGCGUGUGCGUGUGUGUGUGUCACGAGAGAGAGAGAGAGAGAGAGAGAGAGAGAGAGAGAGAGAGAGAGAGAGAGAGAGAGAGAGAGAGAGAGAGAGAGAGAGAGAUUUUUGGAUGACUCGGAAAGGCAGGGUAUCCCUGAGAGAGUACAACAUCAAGGUGGUCAAGUAUUGAUAGAUGCCCUUGUUAUGGUAGUAACAAGUUCUUGGGUGGGAUAGUGUUUCUUUUGCCUGCCGUAUCUUCUGCGUGUCUCGUUGGGUGUCACUUUUGGGUUCUGAUUUGUCCUUGUUUCAAAGAAGCGGCGCAUCUCUUCACGGUUUUGGCGACACUUGCAACACGACUGGCUCAGGCGAUUGUAUGUGUGUGACUCCUUUAUGAGGGCACUACAUGCUCUUUUGUAGAUGAUCGCCCUCCGCAAGUCCGACCUUGGAGACAGCAUCAGCUCUGCUGCAAGUCGGACCUUGGAGACAGCAUCAGCUCUGCUGCAAGUCAGACCUUGGAGACCGCAUCAGCUCUGCCGCUUUCGUUUGAUUCAUUCCACAUGGCAAUUGGAAUUCUUUUGGGCGACUCCCACGACGAGCCGUGAUGUUGCAGCAUGACGUAUGUCCCUCAGCGGCUCAGACUCGCAUGCACUAUCCUCUUCUGUCAACCUUGUUACUGUUCUGAUUCUAUUUGUUCCAAACAUGGGUCUCAUAGUGUUUUGUACGUACGAAAAAAUGAUCGUGUCUUUUGUACGUAUGGACUUACGGGGCUAUAUUUUGUUUUAGUUUUGCAGUCAGCGACAUAGUCAGUUUAUGUUAUUUUCAUGUUCAUCACCUUCAUGGAGCCAGGACGAAGGGUGAGCUCUGUUUUCUGUCCGCCUAUACAUUUUGUAGCCUUUUUGUAUUCAGUCUGGGAUUCCUGUUACAGUCAUAUUUGAAUAAUUUGAUUGAGUUAUUGUUAUGGAGAUAAUGAAGCAAAUAUUUAAUU